This is a messenger RNA of Pieris macdunnoughi, 1323 nucleotides long. Lineage: Eukaryota; Metazoa; Arthropoda; Insecta; Lepidoptera; Pieridae. The record is from the annotation of a GenBank genome assembly.
AUGGAAGUACAGAAAAGUGAGAAUGGUGAGGUACAGGAUGAGGAGUAUAAUCCAUAUGAGCAUCGGCAAGUGAAGAAACCUAAUUCUGAUGUACGAUCUCUAGCAAAUUUACUAAAAGCCUCAUUAGGCUCUGGUAUUCUAGCUAUGCCUCUAGCCUUCUCAAAUGCUGGAUGGGGCUUUGGCAUUGUCGGCACAAUCAUAGUAGCAUUUGUAUGUGGACACUGCGUGCAUAUAUUUGUGACAGUAUCUCGAGGUUGUUGUAAAGUGCUGAGAAAGCCUCUUUUAAACUACGCAGAGACGUGUGAAGCAGCGUUUACCAUUGGACCGAAGAAAUUUCGACGCUUUGCGAGAUUCGCUAGGGUUUUUGCUGAAGUGGCUCAGUUAUUGACUUAUCUCGGAGUGUGCUGUAUUUUCACUGUUUUAAUUGCAGAUUCUAUAAAACAGCUUUUCGAUCGCUACAUAACAUCUGCAAUAGUACCAGUUGAAUACUAUUGCCUGGCGAUUCUAGUACCACUGUGUAUAAUGUGUCAAAUAAGAUACUUAAAAUGGCUGGCCCCAUUUUCAUUGAUCGCAAAUGUUCUUCUAGUAGCCACAUUUGCAAUAUGCAUCUACUAUAUAUUUAAGGAUGAAAUAACAUUGAAUGGUAGAAAGGUGAUCGGACCUGCAGCUCGCUUGCCGGCUUUUCUUUCAACAGUGAUCUUCGCAAUGGAAGGAAUCGGCGUUGUGAUGCCGGUAGAGAAUGCUAUGAAGAAACCGCAACACUUUCUGGGAUGCCCCAGCGUUCUGGUAAUAGCGAUGACCUUUAUCAUGAUGCUUUACACCAUCCUAGGUGUGUUUGGAUACUUCAGAUAUGGCGAUGAGCUAAAGGGUUCUAUCACUUUGAACCUGCCUAUUGAUGAUUGGCCAGCUGUAUGUGCGAAGGUUUUUAUAGCCAUUUCGAUAUUUCUCACGUAUCCUUUACACUUUUACGUCGUUGUCGGAGUGCUCACAAGAUUCUCAGAGCCCUAUGUGAAGAAAGAAUAUAGGAAUAUGUCACAAAUUAUGGGAAGAACUGCUGUUGUACUGUUUUGCGGUGGCAUUGGAGUAGCACUGCCAAUGCUGGAGUACAUUACAAAUAUUGUUGGCGCCUUAUUCUACUCAAUUCUCGGUCUCGUGAUACCAGGAAUAGUAGAAACUAUUUACAAAUGGAACGAUCUUGGAAAGUUCAACUGGAUCCUAUGGAAGAACAUCAUAAUAGUCCUUUUUGGAGUGUUUUGUGUUAUCUCAGGAUGUGCUGUUACUAUCGGUGAUAUCAUUAAAAGACUUAGCAUUCCUUUAGUGUAA